AUGACCUACCAGUAUAAGACACCGUUUACCUUGACAGUCGAAAGGGAGGAUGGCGAUGUUCGCAAGAAGCACGGCACCAGCACCAACGCUUGGCGCGGACCCCUCUUUCACAUUUGGCCCAUUAACACGCCAGCGGGGUUCUCGGGCGUCUCUUGCCUCAUGGUAAUCAUCAGACACUUCAACUCUUGGUUGUUAAAGGAUGAGGUGGCCUACAACGACCCGCUCCGACAAAAAGAGGAAGAAGACAACCCGCUACUGCAGCUGUCAUGGGAGACUGCGCCCCUCUGCUACCCCAGCGACUUCGAGGACCUGAGGACCAAUCUCAUCAAACACAAGAUCAUAUCCAGAGAGACUGCCGAACGCGACCUCUCAUUCGCCUACCUGGAGCAGUGCGACAAGCUCGCCGAAACCAUAUGGGCUCGUGGGCAAUUCAACCUCUUUGUCAAGAUGACGAAAGGGAAGGAGGAGGACCCAUGGCAAGAGGUGAUGUUGAACUCCAAAGAGCACGUCAUCGUCAUCGACAACGAAGCGCAGGGGAUGACCGGAUUCGACGUUCCGGCCGCAAUCAGAAGGCCUUGUGGACCUACCGACGACGGCACCAUAAGCUUCAUCUUUACCUACGCCCCGCCGAUUAUCAGAGUCAGAUUCACGCCGUCUGCGAACGACAAGUUCAACCUGAUGGAUUUUCUGACUUUCAAGAUGGUCCUGCCGUAUGGUCGGCAUCAUCCACUUAAGGGACCAUAUCGGUACGUGUUGGCUAUGGCUGUCAGGCAACGGGCCGAAGGCAAGGAUGGAAUAGAUCGCAUCAGAUCUUUCCACGAAACCGGUUCAGACAAUUUCCCAUCGGAUGAGGAGACCUACAGCGAGUCAGACUGGGAGAUCGGCGAGCCUGGUUACACGUAUGCUCUUUACUACCACGAGACCAAAGCCAACUGGUUUCCAUUGAGCCUGGAAGAGAGAGCCAGCGUGCGGAAACUCCGUGAAGACCGCAAGGCUACUAGACCUGCGUACGAGAGAGGACUUGCCGCACCACAGGCAUACCUGCAUGGUUGUCUUGGUGACGACACGAAGAGAGACCGGUCUCUAAGUACAGAGGAAAGCGAGCGCCCAGCGAAAAGCGCCCGCAAGUCGAUAGAGCAGCCUUCUCAGGUUCCUGGCAUGGGUAUGGCUGCGGUCUCUUGCAACUCUUCGGCUGCAAAGAAUGAAUCUGGUAUCAAGAACGAGCCAAGCUCGAGUGAUACCGAUUAG
Molecule: messenger RNA, 1248 nt
Organism: Colletotrichum siamense
Lineage: Eukaryota; Fungi; Ascomycota; Sordariomycetes; Glomerellales; Glomerellaceae
Exons: 1
Coding region: 1-1248 (415 amino acids)
Source: RefSeq, a predicted model, not a curated record